This is a messenger RNA of Blastomyces gilchristii SLH14081, 1070 nucleotides long. RefSeq lists its product as uncharacterized. Bases 237 to 569 code for a protein of 110 amino acids. The record is from RefSeq and is a predicted model, not a curated record. The transcript is spliced from 3 exons. Lineage: Eukaryota; Fungi; Ascomycota; Eurotiomycetes; Onygenales; Ajellomycetaceae.
GCGGCCGCAAGUUCUUCAAAGUUAUCCUAUUUCUAUAGGCUAGUAACUAACACUUAAAGGGUUGGGAGCCCUUUGUUUGAUGUGUUUGAGAGAGGCUUGGUUAUGGAUUCCUGGAUGGGUCCCUGUCGCUAUAUCAAGUGGUAUACACUAUUUCGAAAUUCUCCCAACCACUGAACUUAUCUACUGCUGGAUCUGUCACCAUAUCCUCUGAUGGCGAUGGCAAGUCGACCUAUAUUAUGCGAAGUGAAAAUCCGGCGAUUGCGGCCAUCUUCUACAAUCAGAUGAACACUAUGGAUUAUGAUUUCAUUAAAGAGAAAUAUGUGAACCGGAAGUUGAUAUACAAAGAUGGCCCCUUCAAGACCACAAUUGUGACUACAAAGUCUGGCAGAGUUCGUGUUUUUAAGGCGUCUUGCAAUCCCGCGGAUGACCAUCUCACCUUGACCUAUACACUGCAUGGAUUUUGGGAUCUCAGCAUGUCCACUUACAACAAGGCCACAGCACAGAAUGUUGCCAAGUGGCUUCUUUGCUACCCGGAUCCUGCUCAAACUCUUCCCUUGAGAGGGCUGUGAUGUUUCUGAUGUUUUUCUUCCUUCAGAACCUAGAGAGGUAAAUGAUGAUUUUCUAGCAGGCUCAGAGAAUCCAUACUAGAAUUAAUCUGUAAUGGUGGUAUCAUAUUGUGGGAUUAAAUUGGCACUGCAGAACGCUCGGAGUCAGUUCAAUUUAAAUCAAAGUUGCAGGGAUUUUUUUAGCCGCACGCUCCCAUGGUAGGAUUUUGAGCUGUUUGUUUCUGUUGCUAUCUUAGUAGUUGGCUUAGCUUGUUUCCCCAUAACCAAGUCAACGGUACAGAAGCUUUGGAUAUUAUUAUCUUUGUAUUUAGUGCUGAGCGUUUUCUGGCGACUAUUGGCAUUUAAGGGUUUGUCGACUCUGAGCGUCAGUUGAUGAUAAGCCAGAAUGGAGACAGGAAAUUACUCCAGUCCUCACCUGCCUUAGUUCUUCUCUCCCAGAUGGGUUCAGUUGCCUUCCUAAUUCGAGUUAGUGGUUACAGAGCUAAGUUUAUAUCGUCCCCGCGA